AAUGCGAGCGGCGCUAGGGCCCCGAAGCUGGGGAUGCCAGAGGCUCGGGCCCCGCUCUCGGCUGGGCCAUGGCCCCGCGGCCCAAGGCCUUCAAGAUCCGCAGCCUGCGCGGCCCCCAGAAGUACGGGGUGGCGGCGAGGAGCCUGCCGGAGCUGCUGCGCAAGGGGGGCAAGCUGCUGCAGCUUUCUUUUCCUGACUGCCGGCUCUGUUUGUUUGAGGAUGGGACAGAACUGACUGAAGGUUACUUCCAGAGCAUUCCAGAUAAUACGGACCUUAUACUACUAGCCCCAGGGGAGACCUGGCAGGGUUUUGUCAGUGACAUAGAGCACUUCCUAAAUACAUUUUACACACAAAAAGAUGACAUUGUUGAGGCUGCACAAAAGCUGCUAUCAGAUGAGCAGGCUCCCAAGAGACAGAAGCUUCUAGUGGAUCUCAUUCAAAACCUAAAUGAAAACAUUUUGGCGGAAAGCAGAGAGGAAGACAGAAAGUGGUUUGAAGGUGUAGAGUCUCGCUUUAAGAAUAAAUCAAGUUAUAUGAGAUACAGUUGUGAAAGCAGAAUACGAAGUUAUAUGAAAGAGGUUAGCAGUUAUACUUCAGCUGUUCAUCCAGCAGCACAAGCAGAAUAUAAAAGAAUAACUGACCUUAUGUUGGAUAAACUGAAGUCUGUUAAAUAUAAUGGCUGUUACUUUGACAGAAGAGAAGAGGCGGUGGUCCGCCUCUGCACUACUGAGGGAUGGUUCUCCUGUCAAGGUCCUUUUGACAGGGAUUACUGCGUGUGUAAGCAUUCCAUCAAUCCUUACAGUAACAGGGAGAGCAGAAUCCUCUUCAGUACAUGGAAUCUCGAUCAUAUAAUAGAGAAGAAACGUACUAUUGUCCCAACACUGGCGGAAGCUGUCAAAGAACAAAAUGGAAGGGAAGUGGCCUGGGAAUACUUCUAUCAGUUGCUGUUUACUCUGGAAAAUUUAAAACUAGUGCAUAUUGCUUGCCAUAUGAAAACCAGCCAUAAUCUUACCUGUGACAAAACUAAAAUAUACAGAAAAAGAAAGCGUAUGCAGAAGGUUUCAAAGUGACUUCCCUAAAGGUGGCUCUUUGCUGGGGUUUUCUAAAUUAUUUCAAAUGACACCAUUUUUAAUAUUUCUAAAAUUCGUAGUGAAAGAACAUUAUAGAUUGAUCUCUUCUUACUAAAUUCCCUAAUAUAGAUGUGGCUGCAAUCAAACCUAGUUCAAACAUUUGUCAUUCCACCUUUCAUACACUUGCUUCCUGAGGCCCUAGUUCAUUUUCCAAGCAACUUGCAUAGUUUAUAGAAUGUGAAAUAUAGUUUAUAUAACAGACUUUUUAUACCAAGCAUCCUGGCCCUUUAGCCAUAGGUACAACCUAGGCAGUUGAAGUCUCUCCCAAACCCAAUCAUGUUGGCUUUUUUGUCUCACAUGAAGCCAGACAGGAGUGCUGCCUGGAAAUAAAGUUCAGUCUCUAUAACUGAUUCAAUCCUGGCCAGUUUUAUAGGCAUGCCAAAAAUGGGAAAAGUUGUACCAACGUGGACCCCACUAAAUGACUUUGAGGGAGAUUUUCAAAGGGUACCUAAGGAAGUCAGCAGCAUAGAUCCCCUUAAAAUUCAUUAGGGCCUGUACUUAAACAUUUAGACAUUUUAGAAAAUUUCCCCCUCCACUGACCACAAACUGCCAAAAGGGUAAAGACUUAACAUGUUCAGAGCUAGAACUGAUUGAGAGAUGAAAGGCUUAGUAUCCCAUUACCAAUCCAGGCUCUGAUCUCUUUCUUACAUUAGAAGUGCAGGUCCAAGAAGCAAGCUCCAGCAAAGGGCCACCUCAUUAAUUUCCAAGUGCUCUGGAACAACAAUGCACUUAGUUAUUGCUUUCAACAUUAAGUCUGUGAGGUAGUUAAGUUGGUUUACAGCUGGGCAAACAAGCCCUGUGCCUUAGAUUUACCAAAGGCCACCACACACUCAGUAGCAGAGCUACUACCAGUCCUGUGUCCCAGGGAUCUCUGCUCUAAUCUACUAAUGACUCCCAUUUUUAACCUAUCCUAUUAUUUUGCGUACAUAUUUUCUAAAGCAACUCUGUCAGUGGUGCUAGAUUCUGUCUUUUUUUUUGGUUCAUGUUCUGAUUUUGUUUUUUUAAAUACCAUCUUUCAACUUCCUUGGCUGCUUGACUUUUCUUGCAGUGUUGUACAGUUCUACAUAUGUAGGAUAUUAUAGGAAAAGGUAUUGUAUGUUCAAUAUCUUUAAUAAUUGUCUGUUCAGCUGUGCUCCCCUCUACCUCUUAAUUAUGUAGUACAAUGUGAAUGAUUUUUUUUUUUUAAAAAGGCCAUCUGAAAUCAACUGAAUUCUCAGGAACUAUGUAAAUGUAAAACUUCAAUGUAUUUUUAUAUAUUUGUUUAAUAAAGAUCUUUCAGGCAUCUUUUGCCUUGUAAGUAAGUAUAAAGGAGAAACAAGGUGUGUACAAGCAACUAGUGCAAAAUCAAAUGAACUAAGACUCACUUCUGAUAGAGUGAAGUAUAAAUUGGUCAGGCUAGAAUAAUGUCUUUGUGGCACAGAGCUGUUUUUUUUUUUUUACAUUUAGUGAAACACUACUCACAACAUGCAUUUCUUCUCUUCUCUCUAGAGAGGUCUCUCUUUUCAUGUACUUCUCUCUCUCUUCCACCACAAACACUGCUCCAAGUAGGAUUAGGUUAUUAGUACAAAAGUACGAUCUUAUUGUUCAAAGUGGGGAAGUUUUACUAUAUACAAAAUAAAGUGAGUAACAAACUCAGAAAAUAACCAUUCAGCAUUGCUGCUAUACAAUGAGCGGGUGCAUUUUUAAAGCAGGGCUAGGGCAGUCCCAAUAGGUACCUGUCCCCGUUAAUUUUUAAACAUAUACUUCUUCACACAAUCAAAACAAUUGAGCAGUAAUCUGUAACUGUUUUAAUACCUGUCAAUAAGAAAUCUACACACUCACUCCAGGAUAUGAUUUUUGGAGAUGUCAUAACAAAUGAAGAUCCUGUUCUUGCCCUGCUGACAAAUGUAAUGUGGUCUAUACAGUAUGUUCCCUAAAUAAUUUAACAUCACCCUUCAAGAUGCUAUUAAAAAUAAAUGUUAUUCCACCUGAAUAAGCACUUAUGAGGGAAAGUGGUUCACAAAUAAAUCCCCAAAAGCCU
This is a messenger RNA of Chelonoidis abingdonii (Abingdon island giant tortoise), 3150 nucleotides long. RefSeq names its product DNA fragmentation factor subunit beta (gene DFFB). Lineage: Eukaryota; Metazoa; Chordata; Testudines; Testudinidae. Gene Ontology annotation, molecular function: DNA endonuclease activity. The record is from RefSeq and is a predicted model, not a curated record. Gene Ontology annotation, biological process: apoptotic DNA fragmentation; apoptotic process. Gene Ontology annotation, cellular component: cytoplasm; nucleus.